AUGAUUUUGUGGCUGCUGUUCGCCGUCGCCUCUGGGUAUGACCAGAGUUGCCACGAUGAGGGUCGUUGCGACGCAUCGUCCAUGGUGCAAAUGAAAGCUGGUGCGACGCAAGCGAUAGAUUGCGAUGGUUGGGUGCUAGCUGCUCCAGGUACCGACUGCUCUGACACUUGUGGAGCAGACCUUUGCACUGCGGAGUCCAUAGAGAAGAUGAGCAGGAAACUAUUUAAUGGCUGGAGGCGACUCGUCUCUGAGUGUUUCGGGGUCGUGACCCGCACGGCGGAUCGCAACGUCGCCUUUGCGGAUCUUCGUUAUGCUCCGUUUGUGCUCUAUGAAAGGAUCCUUAGUGAAGAGGGUCAAUUUGAGCCAAUUCAAAUUGUAGAGCAACAGACGGCCAGCAGCUGUGACGCAAAGAGAGCCAACGAAACAAACAAAUACGGCCGAAGGAUCUGCUUCUGCAGCUCCUCGGGGCCUGUCACAGGUGAUCCUCACAUUACGACACUGCGUGGGGAUCAUUAUACCCUCCUGAAGCAAGGCACAUUCUUGGCCUGGAGUUUCCGGAAGACGAGCUUCAACUCGGGUAUCCAAGCACCAGUGGAGUGGCAACUCUUGGCCUCCUACUCUGGGGCCAGGUUCACCACUGCGGGGCUGCUGCUCAUUGACCACACACAUAGCGUCAUGGAGCUGACGGCAAAGGAUUGCCAAUGGCGUGGAAGACAGCCAGGAGGUGAAUGGCACAAUGCUACGGUGGGUGUUAAUGGAGAGGACCGUCCCUCAUAUGUGGAGGUGAUUGACUUGAACAGGACCAUCAAGGGCCAUCUUCACACUGGAUCCGUGAUGAAAUUGAAGAUGAAAGAGGAAGACCAAACGAACAGUGUGGCAAAACUUGUGACUCACUGCAAGCCAGGCGAUCGCCUGGACUUCAUAGUGCGCAUGUACGAUCAAGAUGAUCUUGAUCAUGUGGGAGGUGAGUUGGGAGCUCCCAAACACCGCGCAGAGAAACAAGUCAGCUUCCUCUCGUCCAAGCACAUGGUCAACAUGAAGACAGACUCUGAGUUUGAGGUCCCAACGGCGUGGUUGACUUUGGGCGGCAGUGAAGAGGCAGACUCUUAUUUGAAGACCAGGAUGCAAGCUGGAGCCGGAGUCUCCUUGACGCAGAAAAGUUGCAGUGAAGCCGAGCGGAUUUGUGCAAAGCACCUUGAGGAAUCAGAGGCUUUUGCUGACUGCGUCUUCGACGUUUGCAACGGUGGCAAUGAAGCUGAUGCUGAAGCUGCUGCUGAGAUGCUGGCUGAGUAG
This is a messenger RNA of Cladocopium goreaui, 1293 nucleotides long. NCBI's taxonomy places the organism in Eukaryota, Dinophyceae, Suessiales, Symbiodiniaceae. The record is from the annotation of a GenBank genome assembly.